CGAGCCCGAGUGCGACGAGAGUGUGCCGUAUUGAGUUGUGUGAAUCGCUGGCUCGAGGCCGUGUCUCCGUAGCUCGUUCGUUCUUUGCCUGUGCAGUGGAAGAAAUAUUCCUUGUGGCUUGUGUAAUUUUUAGUGUCCGUUUUCACCGUAAAAUUACUGCGAAAAUUUCUUCAGAUUGUCCUUGAGCACUUCUAAUACAAACAAAGAUGACUGAGAAGCCAAAGCGCCCACUAUCCGCAUACAUGCUGUGGCUCAACGAAAGCCGUGAACAGAUCAAGAAAGAGAAUCCUGGCAUCAAAGUGACAGAGAUCGCGAAAAAGGGUGGCGAAUUAUGGCGUGGAAUGAAGGAUAAAUCUGAAUGGGAAGCAAAAGCCGCAAAAAUGAAGGAAGAAUACACAAAAGCCGUGAAAGAGUACGAAGCGAAUGGUGGAACCGAUAUUGGCGCAAACAAGAAACGAUCAAAGCAAUCGAAGAAGCCCGCCAAGAAGUCAAAGAAAAAAGAUGAGUCGGAAGAUGAAUCUGGCGGCGAUGAAAGUGAUUAAAUUACAAAUAAGGCUCUUGUAUUUUAGCGGGAUUUGUCAUUUCCGUUUUUCUAAAUGUACACAGCAAGUAACGUUUAUCUUUGAUUUUAAUAAGUAAAAUUGUCUAUUCAUAGAUAGUUUUAUGAAUUCGAAAGAGAAAACAAACAAAAUCGACAAAAUAAGAAAAAUACUUUAGUUGUCUAUUAUUUAGUUUAAUUUGUGAACAAAGUUUCAAAGAAAAUAUUAAACAAGCCCAAUUUUUGUAAGUUACAAAAAUUUUUAAGGAAUAAGAGUAACAAAACAAAACCGAAGUAGAACGUUUUUUUAUUUCGCUGUAUGAUAUAUGAAUGGUAAACAAAGGACGGAUAAUUACACUUUUCAUUCUUAAGCAGAUUUUUAGUUAAUUACUCACUUCUUAUUUCACUUAGCAAGUAGCUCAGUUUUAAUGCAAAAUAAGUCUGCACUCGGUAUUUUAACGUUUUGAUAUAAUAUUAAAACAUGUAAAGAAGGCGAGCAAUGUUCUAGGAAAAGUCUGACCUCUGUCGUAAGCGAAUUGGUGUGAAGAAUGCUAGUGAAGUUAUUGACAUUCCUGGAGCGUUCAAAAAACUGAAAAUGCAAAAUUUGUGUUCUAAACGGUAAAGAAGCAGAAA
This is a messenger RNA of Hermetia illucens (black soldier fly), 1171 nucleotides long. RefSeq names its product high mobility group protein Z-like. The transcript is spliced from 3 exons. The record is from RefSeq and is a predicted model, not a curated record. Gene Ontology annotation, molecular function: transcription cis-regulatory region binding. Lineage: Eukaryota; Metazoa; Arthropoda; Insecta; Diptera; Stratiomyidae. Bases 207 to 542 code for a protein of 111 amino acids.